Molecule: messenger RNA, 3962 nt
Organism: Drosophila bipectinata
Lineage: Eukaryota; Metazoa; Arthropoda; Insecta; Diptera; Drosophilidae
Product: cilia- and flagella-associated protein 61
Source: RefSeq, a predicted model, not a curated record
ACUCCAGUCACACACAUCCCACACUCAAAUUACGCACACUGACCUCGGCUCGGGAUGAGUGACUUUGAUGUGCGUUGGGCGUUGAUUUCAGACCGGGACAGCAUCACCAAGCUAAUCCGGACACCGGGCGUCAAGUGGUUCGGCAACAUCCGGCAAAAGUUCUAUGGCACAGACUCGCUUUUCAACUGCUACCAGACCCACAGGAUGGUGGCCCAUUCCGUGGAAACUUCGAAGCUGGUAGCCUACGCCGAGUUCCGUACAUAUCCGUCUAUUACUGCCCUGCCUAACGACUGUUGGCUGGAAUGGUUGUCCGUUAGAUACUGUUUGCCCAUGCCUAUUAGCUGGCUAAACACUCUGUUUUUUAACUUUUGCAUUUACAAGAGCGAGUGUCCCGAGGUUCUGGCCCAAGUCCUGCAGGAAGUUUUCUACCUGGAGAACAGGGCCACGUAUUUUAUCACCGUAAAAAUGCCCAAUGUUAAGCAGCAGGCGCACUUAAAGGAGUACUAUGGGGAUCUGGAGAAGUUGUGCAAGAUAUACUAUCCCCGGGAGUACAGUAUAAACAACAAUUUCAAUACGCAGUCACUGUACAUUGUGGAACGGUUCGAUAUGCUUCCAAAGAUUACCUACCGUAAGGCACUGGCCGAGGAUAAUGACGACAUCAUUGCCAUUCAGGAGGUCGAGAUGCCGGAGCUGCGAGAGGAGCUGGGUGACUUCUAUAUAGCAGAGGAGCUGAUGCAUCAGGAGAGGGAGCCCCAAGAAGAGGGUGAUCUUCUUGUGGUGGCUGAAAUGAACAACAAGUGCCAGGAAACCGAGCUGGCCAUCUUCAUAUGGAUGACCACAAACUUUGACAUCCGGUACUAUGUGUGCAACUACGAAAUGGGUUCUUUUGGGAACUUGGUGAAAUUCGACCCGCGCAUGUCCUUCCACUACGAAACGUUGACGGUGAGCUCGGUUCACCGAAGAGCGGCGGCCAGUAUGUUCACCACGGACGCUCUGGAAGAUCUCGACGCCAUGACGAUAGUUGGAGGACUUCAGCGCAAUGACAGCGGCAUGAGUGUCGCCAGUGUUGGAAAGAUGAAGGUCAGCUCGAUUAACGGAACCAUUGACGACGCCCAUGUGUCCAAGGCCAACAAGUUCUACAUGCGGGAGGUUCUCUACUCAAAGUUCAAAAACAUUCUUGAAAAACUCCGCAGUUUGGACUACUAUCUAAGGCAAGAAACGAAUACCAUUAACUUUGUGUACAACGCCAUGUCCAAGCCUCCGGGUCCUAAGGCUAUCCGGGAGGCAUCAAAUGUUUUUCUUGUCAAGUGCGUAAUGGCGCGACAGGACUUUCCACUGCCCAGGCUCUUCAAUGCAGUGGUUGCCAUGUUUUCUGCCUAUCCGGAUAAGGACUACGGCAUGAUGGUGAUACCGAAGCGGGCCAAAGCUAUCACGAGUCAUAUGGAGGUGCUGCAGUACUUCAUACCCGUAGCUUCGCGGCCUUCGGAUGAGUCUAAUCAGGAGGAGGUCUACAUUACUCAUCGAAGCACGAUAUUUGGUGAGAUUAGCCUUUAUAAGCUCGAGAAGGAUGACGUGAGUGUCGUGCACUCGUUGUCCUUGGGCAACACGACCGAGGUAGGCUCGCCAGCGGGAUCGAAUAGCAGCAGCGUGUCCUACUGCUCCAAGAUUAACUUGAGGGAGGAGGCGGAGAACGAGCUGGUCGUCCUGGACGCCAUCAUGAAGGAUGUGCUGGAGAAUGAGUACAGCGACUUUCAUAUGUUCACCAUCAGGUGUGGCAACUCCACUAAGCCGGCCAAAGAGAACACCUCCGUGGGAUUCGUAGUGGUCCGGCAGUUUCACGAUCACAGCAAGUUGUUCGACCACUAUAACCUGUCUAGAAGGGAAGCUCACCUCGACCGCCUAAGGGCCGAGAUCAUCUCUCUGCGCCUCCAUCCGCUGUUCAUAGUGAGCAGUAGUUUGAUCCUAAGGGAGCUGGCCAAGAAGACGCACUUUUACGACUUUUAUUUCAUCACUCCUUUUUCGGGUAGGACGUUCUCCAAUGACCUGAAGAAGAUGAUGAUGGUCCUCGAGCCGAGGGCUUUUAAAAAAGCUCCAAUUUUUUUCGAGCCCCCAUACAAACGCAAAAAGGCUACCUCGUCUGUGAAUCUGCCUACCUAUAACUUUUCAAAGGAUCACCUUAUCAUCUACCGGCACAGACUCUUUCCGGUAAAGUGGUUCACCAACAACAGCCGACUAGUCGUCAUUGGAUUCAGUUCGCUGACCAAGGCGUUUCUGCGAAAGCUAAUCUUCCAAUGGAAUAGAAAGGAUCAAAACAACCGAGGAAACUACACGUGUCUUAGUUGGGUGCAGGUAACGGUCAUCUCCAGUCCGGGAAUAGUGGAGGCGGAAUACGACAGCCUGUUCCAGUGUCCCUACUGCUCCAAUAUUCGCAAGUGCUACUUGUCGUUCAACAACCGUUCCUGCUACAUUCGGGACUGCUGUGUCCGUAUGGAUCUUCGGUUCUGGGUGCACUUUGUGCCCGGCACAGUGGAGUUCAUUGAGCGGGAUAAGAAAUUCGUUAAGUUACAGGCCUGCGAAAUUCUCUACGAUACUCUGAUUUGCCUGUGCUCCCAAGAUUAUGUGAUUCGGUCUUCGAAUGAGGAUGCCAUCAAGAAGAUUCCGUGCAACUUUGUGGAACUCAAUUGUCGGCUGAACAAGUUCAUGCUCUACUACAAGGUGCGUGCACUCCUGGAGGAGGUGCCGCGAACCUACUUGAUAGUGAUUUAUGGCAAUAAUCUCUGUACCUACGAGUGCAUCUCCUUCCUAAUCGAGCAUGGCGUCGACCACUCUCGCCUGGUGCUGGUCCAGCCACAUCGCUACACAGGGUUCGGGGAGGAGGACAAGCUGAAGAAUCCCUAUUGGGACAGCAACAUUCAGCAAAUACUGGAUGACCUUCUCUCCGACAACGGGAUGAGUAUCUACAACGAUUUUAAUUUCCACCACUGGGUGGUGCAUGAGACCACGGACUUCAUCAUGGACGUGGUCUUCCAGCACUUUCCCAGUCGCCGCAUGAUGACCUUUGAGUGUGACCUCUUUAUUUCGUUCGAUGAGGGCAAAAUUAGCUAUCAGGACAAGCAGUUAUUUAUGGCGUCCAAACUCGAAAUGGAUGGUGACCGGUUGUUGGUUGGGGAGAACUUUCAGACCAGCGAUCCGAAUAUCUAUGCCGCUGGGCCUUUUGUAAAAAUAAGACACGAGGUGAACUAUCAGUAUAGAUAUACUUCAGAAAUGGAGAUUGCCGGCAAGCUACUCCAUCAUUUGGGAAUCGCCCCCCAAAAGGAAUACGAGGAUCGCUACAACCUGCCCCUGCACUUUCAAGCCAUGUUGCCGAUGAACUACUUCAUCACCAAGGUGGUGAUGCCAAGAAGAUACCUCAGCUGCCAGUUGCCAUCCUCGAUGUGCUGCACCAUGACGACCUACAAAAACAACAUCUUCUGCCGGGUGGGCUUGUCGAUGAAUAUGAUUGUGGACGAGAUUGUAGUUGUCACCAAAAAAGAGGCUCACUUUGAUUUUCUGCAACACUUUGUGGGCAAACAUGAGCUGCUUUUGAACAAUCUUAAGGCUCGCUACAAGGCUAGAACGAUUGAUUGUUUUAUAACCUUCUUCCAAGAGCCCUGGACGGAGCUGAUCAUGCAUGAAAAUUUCGCGGACCUGCAGGCGGAAAACAGAGACCUUCUGAAACCCAUGGCUAUGUCCACGUUAACGAGGUCUAAUGUGGGCGCCUUCAAGGAUGUAACCGACAUGGACUUCGUGACGCUGAACAAGCGCUAUCUGGAGCACAAGCUGCUUAGUUUUCUGAGGGACAAUCGACGAGACUUCCGGCAAAGAUUCGCCUUGCCUGAGGACUUUUUCAAGGCUGAACUACCGAUUUGGCUCCCAAAAACAGGGAAGUCGGAGGACGAUACCGAGUAGGCUCGAUUCAUUUG